GAUACUUACGCAUCAUCAUUAGAUUUUUCUAUUCAGAGAGAGAGAGAGAGAGAGAGAUGGCCAUGGCUGCUACUUGCUGCCUCAAUCCCUCUCCUCCCACCUCCCGUUCAACCAACUUUCCAUCUUCUUCCUCCUCCUCCAUCAUCACUUCAAGAACAGUACAAGCCUCCAGGAAGAGGAAUGAGGUGCAGACGGGUGCGGCGAGAGUGGCGAUGAUGGUCAUCGGGCUAGUGGAGAUGGGCAACUCGUUCAUAGGGCUCGGCGAGAUCGCCGAGGCCAUGGCUAGUGAGAUGGCUGCGGCGCCCAAGGACAAGGUCACGAGAAUCGCGAGGUGGAGCGAGAAGAGGGCUUGCCCACCUUGGAGGCUCAACUCCUUUGAGACCGUCGUGCCGGAGAACCUCCCGAGGCCGCAUGCCUACCGGAAAUCGGAAUCGAUCGGGUAUUCCGAUCCCCACGAUGCGCCAACCCUCAAGGCCAGGGUCGCCAAAUCAAACCCUAGAUGCUUCUCGAUGUAAAACUCACAUGCCUAGUAAACAAAACAGCAUCUAUAAAUCUUAUAUAUACUUCCCAUCAACUCUAUUUUUGGGAUUCUUUAUAACACGUAUAUUGAAUAAUCGCCUCAUCUCAUCUUACCUAA
Eucalyptus grandis is the source of this 637-nucleotide messenger RNA. RefSeq lists its product as uncharacterized. The record is from RefSeq and is a predicted model, not a curated record. Bases 57 to 515 code for a protein of 152 amino acids. The transcript is spliced from 2 exons. NCBI's taxonomy places the organism in Eukaryota, Viridiplantae, Streptophyta, Magnoliopsida, Myrtales, Myrtaceae.